UGCCGAAUAUUUUAAAUGUGUCAAUAACACAAAACAGAAAAACGCAAAUAAAUAAAUAAAUAACCUAGCCUGUUGUUUCCAAACCAUUCUAUUUCUUCGCCCCCCAGGCCCCAAAUGGGAAAGCGGACCCUAGCGGCUACCGCCGUCAACGUUCGGAGGAAGGCGCCGCUGCGUGCGGGGCCCCCUCCCUCACCCUGAGACAGCGGCAUGUGCUCCCCCGCGGCCACGCUUUCCAGCUCCACCUUUUUCAUCAAUCGAACUAACAGCCUGCAACCAAACAGUACUGCCUCUCGGCGGCUAGCUAGAAAUGACGACGACGACGACGACGACCACGAGGCAUUGGCUGGAAUCCCAGUUCCCACCGUCCCGUCCAUGGUUCCGUCGUCCAUCCAGCCAGCAACACCUCAUGUGCGAACCCGGUUCAGCGGAAUCGCCAUCUCCAAAUUCUCGAUCCGCCGCGUGCGCUGCCUGCGGAUAUCUCCCUGUCCGUGUCCCGCUCCCGCCUUGCUUGCUGCUCCACCACCGCACUGUAGGUGCUGCCUGCCUGCCUCCUCCUGAAUUAUUCUUAUUCGUUCGCUAUUAAUUAUUAGCCACCGCUAUAUCCUUCCCUUCCUCGUCUUCCUCCUCGGAGUCGGAGAGGUCCGUCCAUCUCGAUCCGCGGCAAGUCUGAACGGACGACUCCGAAGCUUACUUGCCAGAGAGCCGCCGUUUAGGUGGCGGCGAUCCUUCCGUGGUUCCUUCUCGGUUCUGCCUGCCUGCUGCUGCUUCUUCUUCUUCUGGCGGGGCCGAAUCGAGAGCGUGUCCGCCGGAAUCUCUCAGUCAUCAGGCUGCAGCCUACGGCGGUCGAUUCUACUGGGAUUCUACACUACUCGCUCAAGAGUCGAGACUGCAUGCGGCUCCAAGGGAAAUUAAUUAAGAUGAGGUCUUUUCCCCACCUGCUGCUGAUCCUGGCGCUCCUCUUGGUCCUGGAGAAUGUCCGGGCGCAACCCAAGCCACUUCUCAUCAACUGCGGCUCGGGUUCAAGCGCCGACGUCGACGGCAGGACGUGGGUCGGGGACGCCCAUCCCGACGGCGGCGCCGGCUUCACGGUCACAUUGGCAGGAGCCACUGCCACCCGAGCUCGAAAACCUGUCGACGAAGGAGGAGGAGGAGGGGACGCCGCGUACGGGGAGCUCUACAGGACCGCUCGCGUCUUCAACGCGUCGUCCGCCUACAGGUUCAGCGUCGCCGCCGGGAGCUACUUCCUCCGGCUCCACUUCAGCCGGCUCUUCAGCAGCAACCUCAGCGGCGACGCCACCGCCAAGGAAGCGGUCUUCGACGUCACGGCCAAUGGCCUGAGGCUGCUGUCCAGGUUCAGCGUCGCCGGGGAGAUCUACUGGAGGAACUCCAGGACCAACUCCACCAGCGAUGUCGCCGUCAAGGAGUACCUCCUCAACGUCACCGCCGCGAGGCCGCUGGAGGUCGAGUUCGCGCCUGACGCCGGGUCGUUCGCCUUCGUCAACGCCAUGGAGGUUGUCCCCGUCCCCGGCAACUCGAUCUUCGGUUCGGUCAACAAGGUGGGCGGGGUGGGGCUGAAGGGCCCCUUCAGCCUCGGAGAGAGCGGGGUCGAGACCAUGUACAGGGUGUGCGUGGGAGGCGGCAAGAUCGAGAGGAAGGAGGACGACCCGCGCCUGUGGAGGAGGUGGGAUUCCGACGAGCGCUACAUCUUCUCCAUGAACGCCGCUCACAGCAUCCGGAACACGUCCAGCAUCAGCUACGUGUCGCGCGACGGCGCCGACUCGGUCCCCGCGCCGCUGCGGCUGUACGAGACGGCCAGGGUGACGGAGGAGACCUUCGUGGUGGACAGGAAGUUCAACGUGUCCUGGCGGUUCGGCGUGGACCCCGGCUUCGAGUACCUGGUCAGGCUGCACUUCUGCGAGCUGGAGUACGGGAGCGCGGAGCAGCGCAGGUUCAAGAUCUACAUCAACGGCAAGACCGCCGCGGAGAACUACGACGUGGUCGCCAAGGCCGGGGGCAAGAACAAGGCGUUCCACGAGGACUUCCUUGACGACGACGACGCCGCCCCCGCGUCGGAGACCGACACGCUCUGGGUUCAGCUGGGCUCCGAGUCCUCCGCGACCAGCUCCGCGGCUAGCGACGCGCUCCUGAACGGCAUGGAGAUCUUCAAGGUCAGCCGGAACGGAAACCUUGGGCAUCCGACGGUUAGGAUCGGGGGCGUGAGUGGUGGCCUGGAGGACGACAGACGAAAGCGGAGCCCCAGGUGGGUGCUGGUCGGCGCUGCUGCGGGUGUGGUGAUCUUCGUCUCGGUCGCUGCUGCUGUUUACCUCUGUUUCUAUCUGCACCGGAAGAAAAACACAAACACUUCAGCUGCUAAUAAGAAAACGAAGACGAAGACGAAGGACGACAACCUUCCGGCUACGACGACGGCCCCCGGUCUUCGCGCAGCUGGAACAUUUGGCAGCUGCAGGAUGGGCCGGCGGUUCAGCAUCGCGGAGAUCAAAGCGGCCACCAUGGACUUCGACGAGUCCCUGGUGAUCGGAGUCGGAGGCUUCGGCAAGGUGUACAGGGGCGAGACGGACACGGGCACUCCGGUGGCGGUGAAGCGGGGGCACGCAGAGUCUCAGCAGGGGGCGAAGGAGUUCGAGACGGAGAUCGAGAUGCUGUCGAGGCUGCGGCACCGGCACCUCGUCUCCCUGAUCGGGUACUGCGACGAGCAGGACGAGAUGAUCCUGGUCUACGAGCACAUGGCGAACGGCACGCUGCGAAGCCACCUCUACGGGAGCGAGAGCGAGAGCGACCACCUCCCCGCUCUGACGUGGAGGCAGAGGCUGGAGAUCUGCAUCGGCGCGGCGCGGGGGCUGCACUACCUCCACACGGGGCUGGACCGGGGCGGCGUCAUCCACAGGGACGUGAAGACCACCAACAUCCUGCUGGACGGCAGCCUCGUGGCGAAGGUGGCGGACUUCGGCAUCUCGAAGCACGGCCCGCCGCUGGACCGCACCCACGUCAGCACCGCCGUGAAGGGCAGCUUCGGGUACCUGGACCCGGAGUACUUCAUGAGGCAGCAGCUGACGCAGAGCUCCGACGUGUACUCGUUCGGCGUCGUCCUGCUGGAGGUCCUCUGCGCCCGGCCCGUCAUCAACCCGGCCCUGCCGAGGGACCAGGUCAACCUCCCCGAGUGGGCUCUGGAGCGGAAGAGGCGGGGCCUGCUCGAGACCGUGGUCGACCGUCGGCUGGACGGAGGCUACGACCUGGAGUCCGUCAGGCAGUUGGCUGAGGUCGCCGAGAAGUGCGUCGCGGAUGAGGGACGGGACCGGCCUUCCAUCGGUCAGGUCCUGUGGCACCUCGAGACCGCUCUGCAGCUGCACCAAGCGCAUCUGCAGAGCUCAUCAGCCUCAGCUGCUGCGGGUGAUCUGGAGCCCUCUGAUGGCGCGUCUGCUAGCAACAGCAUCAGGCGCGCCGAAGAGGCAGCAGAAACCGCUGGUGUGACCUAUGGAGAUGGACAUGGAGAUGGGGAAGCGGUGGAACUCAGAGUUGAGGUACUGUAAACGCUGUGUGUGUGUGGUUGCCCCAGCAAAUAUACUGAAAUCCUUUUGGUUCUUCAUUCCGUCGUACUCUGCAAAGAAAAUGCAGUGUUGAGAGUUGCUAUUCUUUCAUCGAUGUGCGAGAAUUCACGCGUGUCGAAAUUUUCCUGAGUUUUUAGUGUUUUUAUACGGUCUUGGACUCUUGGUGCAUCAUCUACGUGGCACCACGGCCUUCGUAGCUGAAGCCACUAGCCGUAGGAUAGGAUUCUCUCGCUCGAUCGCUGGAUUUCUUCAGUCUGUCACACUGUACAGCACAUAGCACAGCAACGUUGCUUAUAUAUUAUGGAUUUUUUCGUUCA
Zea mays is the source of this 3883-nucleotide messenger RNA. RefSeq lists its product as uncharacterized. Gene Ontology annotation, biological process: protein phosphorylation. The record is from RefSeq and is a predicted model, not a curated record. Lineage: Eukaryota; Viridiplantae; Streptophyta; Magnoliopsida; Poales; Poaceae. Gene Ontology annotation, molecular function: protein kinase activity; ATP binding. The transcript has 2 exons. The coding region runs from base 891 to 3548 and encodes 885 amino acids.